Molecule: messenger RNA, 4234 nt
Organism: Zalophus californianus (California sea lion)
Lineage: Eukaryota; Metazoa; Chordata; Mammalia; Carnivora; Otariidae
Gene: MAP3K15
Product: mitogen-activated protein kinase kinase kinase 15
Exons: 30
Coding region: 148-4200 (1350 amino acids)
Biological process (GO): cellular response to stress; MAPK cascade; protein phosphorylation
Molecular function (GO): MAP kinase kinase kinase activity; ATP binding
Source: RefSeq, a predicted model, not a curated record
CCUGCCCGCCGCGGGGCCACCGGCGCGCGCUGGCUCCCGCAGCUCCCCGCCCGCGCCCCGGGAACAGGUGCCGGGACUGUUUGUGGCCCGCAGCCGCCCGCCGCUCGUGCGGAGGUGGGACCCAGGAAGGGCUCGCAGGGCGGCCACAUGGAGAGUCACGGCGGGACUCCCCCGGCUGGGGCGCUCGGGGCGGCGGCCGAGUUACCACCGUCUCCGCUGCCGCCGGGAGCCGAGGGCGCGGCGGGGCCGGCGGAGCCCGACGGGGCGGCCGAGGGCGCGGGGAGCGGGAGCGGGGCCGAGGACGGGGGCGGGCCGCGACGGGCUCUGCGGGCAGUGUAUGUGAGCAGCGAGAGCCCGCAGGGCGGCCCGGCCGGCGGCCCGGAGGCGGGGGCGCGCCAGUGCCUGCUGCGGGCCUGCGAGACCGAGGGCGCCCAGUUCAUCUCCGUGCCCUUCGGGGAGCUCGACUUCGGGGAGACAGCUGUGCUCGACGCCUUCUACGACGCAGAUGUUGCCGUGGUGGACAUGAGUGAUGUCUCCAGACAGCCUUCACUCUUUUAUCAUCUGGGGGUCCGAGAAAGCUUUGACAUGGCCAAUAAUGUGAUCCUGUACCAUGACACCGACGCGGACACUGCUCUUUCAUUGAAGGAUAUGGUAACUCAGAAAAACACAGCAUCUAGUGGAAAUUAUUAUUUCAUCCCGUACAUCGUGACACCGUGUGCUGAUUAUUUUUGCUGCGAGAGUGACGCCCAAAGGCGUGCCUCAGAGUACAUGCAGCCCAACUGGGACACCAUCCUGGGUCCGCUGUGUGUGCCCCUGGUGGACAGGUUUAUUAGCCUCCUCAAGGACAUCCACGUGACCUCAUGCGUUUACUACAAAGAAACCUUGUUAAACGACAUCCGGAGAGCCCGAGAGAAAUACCAGGGUGAUGAACUGGCAAAGGAACUGGCUCGGAUCAGACUUCGCUUGGACAACACCGAAGUCCUGACCUCGGACAUCAUCGUUAAUUUGCUGCUGUCCUACCGCGACAUCCAGGACUAUGACGCCAUGGUGAAGCUGGUGGAGACCCUGGAAAUGCUGCCUACGUGUGACUUGGCCGACCAGCAUAAUAUUAAAUUCCACUAUGCAUUUGCACUCAACAGGAGAAACAAUGCAGGCGACCGCGAGAAGGCUCUGCAGGUCAUGCUCCAGGUUCUGCAGAGCUGUGACCACCCGGCCCCCGACAUGUUCUGCCUGUGUGGGAGGAUCUACAAGGACAUCUUCUUGGAUUCUGACUACAAAGAUGACACCAGCCGAGACAACGCCAUUGAGUGGUACCGCAAAGGAUUUGAGCUCCAGUCAUCUCUUUAUUCAGGAAUCAACCUGGCAGUUUUGUUGAUAGUUGCUGGACAACAAUUUGAAACUUCCAUGGAACUAAGGAAGAUAGGUGUCCGGCUAAACAGUUUGUUGGGAAGAAAAGGGAGCUUGGAGAAAAUGAACAAUUACUGGGAUGUGGGUCAGUUCUUCAACGUCAGCAUGUUGGCCAACGAUGUCGGGAAGGCCGUCCAGGCAGCUGAGAGGUUGUUCAAACUGAAACCUCCAGUCUGGUACCUUCGAUCGUUAGUUCAGAACUUGUUAUUAAUUCAGCGCUUCAAGAAACCUAUUAUUGAACAUUCACCCAGGCAAGAACGGCUUAACUUCUGGUUAGAUAUAAUUUUUGAGGCAACAAAUGAAGUUACUAAUGGACUCAGAUUUCCAGUGCUGGUGAUAGAACCAACCAAAGUCUACCAGCCUUCGUAUGUCUCUAUAAACAGUGAAGCUGAGGAGAAGACGGUUUCUCUGUGGCAUGUCUCACCCACAGAAAUGAAACAAAUUCAUGAAUGGAAUUUUACAGCUUCUUCCAUUAGGGGAAUAAGCUACCUCUUGCUGCCGUUCAACCAUCAACAGGGACGUGCAAAGGACCUGGGCAUAUCCAAGUUUGAUGAGCGGUGUUGUUUUCUUUAUGUCCACGAUAAUUCCGAUGACUUUCAAAUCUACUUUUCUACCGAAGACCAGUGUAAUAGGUUUUGCUCUUUGGUUAAAGAGAUGAUAAGCAGCUCAGUGGGCAGUACAGUGGAGCUGGAGGGGGACACCGAUGGGGACACCUUAGAGUACGAGUAUGACCACGAUGCAAACGGCGAUAGGGUCGUGCUGGGGAGAGGCACAUACGGGAUCGUGUAUGCCGGAAGAGACCUGAGCAACCAAGUGCGAAUAGCCAUCAAGGAAAUCCCGGAGAGAGACAGCAGGUACUCUCAGCCUCUGCACGAGGAGAUAGCCCUGCACAAGUACCUCAAGCACCGCAAUAUUGUUCAGUACCUGGGCUCUGUCUCUGAGGCUGGCUACAUUAAGAUAUUUAUGGAGCAGGUGCCUGGGGGAAGCCUUUCUGCUCUUUUGCGAUCAAAGUGGGGGCCAAUGAAGGAGCCCACCAUCAAGUUCUACACCAGGCAGAUCCUGGAAGGCCUGAAGUAUCUCCAUGAAAACCAGAUUGUGCACAGAGACAUAAAGGGCGAUAACGUUCUGGUGAAUACCUACAGCGGAGUGGUGAAGAUCUCUGAUUUUGGAACCUCCAAACGGCUUGCAGGAGUGAAUCCGUGCACCGAGACUUUUGCUGGCACUCUGCAGUACAUGGCACCUGAGAUUAUCGAUCAGGGACCUCGCGGGUACGGUGCCCCGGCAGAUAUCUGGUCCCUGGGCUGCACCAUUAUCGAGAUGGCCACCAGUAGGCCUCCGUUCCAUGAGCUCGGCGAACCGCAGGCAGCGAUGUUCAAAGUGGGGAUGUUUAAGAUCCACCCUGAGAUUCCAGAAGCCCUUUCAAUGGAUGCCAGAGCCUUCAUUUUAUCCUGUUUUGAGCCUGCCCCCCACAAACGUGCCACCGCUGCCGAGCUGCUCAAAGAGGGUUUCUUAAGGCAGGUGAACAAGGGCAAGAAGAGCCGAAUCGCUUUCAAGCCGGCAGAGAGUACCUGGGGCAGCGCCCUAGCCCUGCCCAUAUCCGGGGAGCCCCUGGGCAGCAGCAGCAGCGAGCACGGCUCUGUCUCCCCGGACUCUGAUGCCCAGCUGGAUACGUUCUUUGAGAAGGCCCGGGCACCCAAGCACCGGCUCAGCCACCUGCUCAGUGUUCCGGAUGAGAAUGCAGCCUCGUCCCCGGAGGACAGGGACCCAGGCCUCUUCCUGCUGCGCAAGGACAGCGAGCGCCGUGCCAUCCUGUACAGAAUCCUCUGGGAGGAGCAGAACCAGGUGGCUUCCAACCUGCAGGAGUGCGUGGCCCAGAGUUCGGAAGACUUGCAUCUCUCAGUCGGCCACAUCAAGCAAAUAAUUGGGAUCCUGAGGGACUUCAUCCGCUCCCCGGAGCACAGAGUGAUGGCAUCCACGAUAUCAAAGCUAAAGGUGGACCUGGACUUUGACAGCUCGUCCAUCAAUCAGAUUCAUCUGGUACUGUUUGGAUUUCAGGAUGCUGUAAAUAAAAUUUUGAGGAACCACUUAAUUAGGCCUCACUGGAUGUUUGCGAUGGACAACAUCAUCCGUCGAGCGGUGCAGGCUGCAGUCACCAUUCUCAUCCCGGAGCUCCGCACCCACUUUGAGCCUGCAUCAGAGACCGAGGGGGUGGAUAAGGACACGGACGAGGUCGAAGAGGACUAUCCCCCAGCGGACGUGCCUGGCCGUGAAGCUCACGUGGCGUUUGGAGGGAGCAGCCUCAGUUCCGCGGGUGCCCCCGGGGCCCAGCCCCAGCAGCUCCACCACCAGCACCUGAGCCUCGAGCUGGGCGAGCUCAGACAGGAGACCAACAGACUUUUGGAACACCUAGUUCAGAAAGAAAGAGAGUAUCAGAAUCUUCUGCGGCAAACCCUAGAGCAGAAAACUCAAGAAUUAUAUCAUCUUCAGUUACAAUUCAAAUCUAAUGAUACUACAGAGAACCCAGCAUCCCCUCCUGGGUCUCAGGGGCAAAAAACUGAUCAAGAGCUCAUAGACUGGUUACAACUCCAAGGAGCAGAUGCGAGUACAAUAGAAAAGAUUAUUGAAGAGGGCUAUACCCUUUCUGAUAUUCUUAAUGACAUCACUAAGGAAGAUCUAAGACACCUUAGACUACGUGGUGGUCUCCUCUGCAGGCUCUGGACAGCAGUCUCCCAAUACCGAAGGAGGGCUCAGGGGUCCCUGGCCUCCCAAGAUGAGGCUGAACCAGUCGGCUAGGCCAGGGGACAGAGGGAGCCAAGAGCUGGCAUCU